AGACGUACAGUCGCUUGAUCGGCGAAUAAGCUAUGCUCAAUUUAGUCAAUUAUUCGGACUCCGAGUCCCCGGGCAGUUCUGCGGAAGCGUCUCCUGUGCUCAGUCCGAAGCGUGCCCGGCUGUCGGACGGAAAUGAAAACAGAUCGUCGGCGGAGAAAUCCAGCCUUCCUUCCGCUCAGCGCCUCAACAGAUUCCUCGCCAGGAUCGACGCGAAAUUGGAUUCGCCGGACGACCACGACGGCAGGUUGCGCUCUUUCCCGCACGAAGAGGGCAACUGGGCCACGCAUAUCUACGUACCGAUUGACGUAAGCCUGGUGAUGGACUCGCUCUUGCAAGUUCUCGGCGAAGGGCAGGAUUUGAGGACAUUUCCGCUUUCUGACUUGCACAUCAGUUUAUCUCGAACUGUCUCUAUUCGCCAUCAUUGGAUACCGGACUUUGAAGGGAGAUUGCGGAAAGUUUGCGACAAUUCGCGAAAGUUCGCUGUUUCUUUUUCCGGCGUGGACGUUUUCGUCAAUGAUGAAAGGACCCGAACUUUUCUCUCUCUGAUGGUUGACUGUGGAUUCGAGCAAUGCUCGAAGUUGGUGGGCGAAGUUGACGACUUGUUUCGGAGCUUUGACUUGCCAGCGUUUUACAGUGAGCAGCGAUUCCACGCGAGCUUCGCGUGGUGUUUGGGCGACCGGAGGGAUCAACUCGUGAACGAUGUUCUGCCUGAACUGAUAAAACACUUCAGCACUGCCAGUCUGGCUGUCGAAAACGAAUUGUCCAUUCCGAUGGACGUGCCAGAGAUCCGGAUGAAAGCUGGCAAUAAAUUAUUUCGAUUUCCGCUGGGGCUGUGAUAUUCCUUUCAAUUUAUGAUACGUGAUUCAGUUAGGAGGAAGACUCCUCAUUUGACAGUUCGCCUCUGAAAAAAAGAAAGACAUUGUGGAAUUAUUGUUGAGUGAGUUGUUCGAAGCGGGCUGGUGUGUUCGUGUGAGAUUCUGAAAAUUUUGGUUUCCACGUGCUGAUAACAAGCGUGUGUAAUCUGGU
Messenger RNA from Notodromas monacha, 1026 nucleotides. The record is from the annotation of a GenBank genome assembly. NCBI's taxonomy places the organism in Eukaryota, Metazoa, Arthropoda, Ostracoda, Podocopida, Cyprididae.